Molecule: messenger RNA, 878 nt
Organism: Drosophila willistoni
Lineage: Eukaryota; Metazoa; Arthropoda; Insecta; Diptera; Drosophilidae
Product: protein sisterless A
Exons: 1
Coding region: 68-727 (219 amino acids)
Source: RefSeq, a predicted model, not a curated record
ACCUGACCUGAACUAGGCCUAGGUUAGUUUGUAUAAAAGUAGAAAGCAUUCGUUGAAUGCUCAUCAGAUGGUCGACAUACGUCAAAGCGAUAACAAGAUGGAACAGAGUGCAAAUCUUUAUCUACCGAAUUUCUAUACACAGCUGGCAUCUGGUUCGACUUUUGCUGACCAUCGCACGGAGAAGACAAUGCCACAUCAUCGGUAUUAUCAACAACAUCAUCAUCUACAUCAGCAGCAGCAGCAUACCCAACAUCAUGACAAGCCGGAGCAAAUCGAUCAAUUGGUGGCCCUGGAAUUGCAGCAUCUAAAGACGCACUACGCCGACGAGGAGCAACGCUAUGUGGAUCAAAUGUUAAUUGAAAAUCCAGUGGUAGUGGAACGACGAUCACCAGCUGUGGUCAGCAGCCCAUCCGCGACCAGUAUACCCACGGCACAGAAAAGCAGAUCACAUGGCUCCCGCGAUGAUGCACAGCGUCAGCGGGCGGAAUCCUGUCGCAAAUCCCGCUACAAUAACAAAAUCAAAAAGGCCAAAUUACGUUUCCGUCACAAGUUCGUUUGCAGUCAAUUGAACGAAAGCGCCGGAGUCUUGGAUUACAUGCGAGAGGUGAUUGCCCAGGCGGAGACACAGCUCCUGGCACGAGGCUUCAAUCGAGUGGCCUUGGAACGCAUGCGUCAGACUUUUGGAGUGAAUCAGUGCAACGGCUCAGCGGAUAUAAUGGACCAGUGAGCCACCGUUCAACCAGUUUAAACGAAACCAAAACAAGAAAUUCAGUCUGUUUUUCUAACUAUAUAGUUUAUAUAUAUUUUUUUUUAUUUUAUUGUUGAUUACAUUUUAUGCAUAGUUUGUAAAGUAUUAAAGAAAAAACAAAACUUGAUAA